This is a messenger RNA of Carica papaya (papaya), 1651 nucleotides long. RefSeq names its product P-loop containing nucleoside triphosphate hydrolases superfamily protein. The record is from RefSeq and is a predicted model, not a curated record. NCBI's taxonomy places the organism in Eukaryota, Viridiplantae, Streptophyta, Magnoliopsida, Brassicales, Caricaceae.
UCUUGCUCCUCUAGAAAGGAGGGAGAGAGAGAGAGAGAGAGAGAGAGAGAGAGAGAGAGAGAGAGAGAAUGGCGACUCUGAGUAUUCUAUCGCCGUGGCGGGCGACCUCUUCACAUUAUAGUAUUAGCAAUUACAGUGGCGAUAGGAACAACAAUUUUAAAAUGCAUUCUUUGUCUAAUCAUCACCGUCUUUCUGCUUUCUCUUCUCUCCUUGCAAGAAACAAAACAAGCUCCUUCUCUAAGCUUCCUCAAAUGUCAACCUCUUUCUCAAAUUCAGGUGGCGGGUGUCCAUGGUUGCAAAACAAUUCAAUGCCUUAUGACACUGCUGCUAGAGAUGGACGGAAGCAAUUCCCGUUGUACUCAGUUUUUCCUGCAAAAGCAGCAGAAGUUUCCUCUGUACAAGACCUUUUCGAAUUUAUUUGUGCAGGUCCUCUCAUUGAAAAACUGGGCCUCACCCAGGAAAAGAUCUCAGAAUCUGUUGACAAGUGGUUAGCAUAUGGGCUGCAUCUUUGUAGAUUAUUUCAGGUCAAUGAAUUGUACCUCACAGUUCCUCAGAAGGCCAGAUUUUACCAUUACUAUAUACCAGUAUUCUUAUGGUGUGAAGAUCAGAUUUCUCAGCAUAGAUCCAAAUUUAACGAUGGAGAAGAUAUACCUCCUUUGGUGAUUGGUUUUAGUGCACCACAAGGUUGUGGAAAGACUACACUUGUCUUUGCUCUUGAUUACUUGUUCAAAGUCACUGGCAGGAAGUCUGCAACAAUAUCGAUUGAUGAUUUCUAUUUAACAGCUGAAGGCCAGGCCAAAUUGAGAGAAGCAAAUCCAGGAAAUGCUCUUUUAGAGUUCCGUGGAAAUGCUGGAAGUCAUGAUCUUCUAUUCUCUGUUGAAACAAUGACUUCUCUACUCAACAUGACCAAAGAAGGUACGAAGAUGAGGUUACCCCGAUAUGAUAAAUCUGCAUACAAUGGGAGGGGUGAUAGAGCUGAUCCUUCAACAUGGCCUGAGGUUGAAGGGCCACUAAUGGCUAUUUUGUUCGAGGGUUGGAUGCUUGGUUUCAAGCCCCUUCCAGUAGAAGUUGUGAAAUCUGUUGAUCCUCAGCUGGUUAAGAUAAAUGAAAAUCUUGAAGCUUAUUACGAUGCUUGGGACAAGUUCAUAAAGGCAUGGAUUAUCAUCAAGAUUGACGACCCAAGUUAUGUAUAUCAGUGGCGCUUACAGGCUGAGAUUGCCAUGAGGGAGGCAGGCAAACCUGGGAUGUCUGAUGAAGAGGUGAAAGAUUUUGUUUCACGAUACUUACCUGCGUACAAAGCUUACCUCCCAACUCUUUACUCUGAAGGGCCAAGAGGUUCAGAUCCAUCGAGACUCCUACUAGUCGAGAUUGAUGAAGAAAGGAAUCCCAUCCUAGGUAACUAAAUCAUGGGUCAGGGUUGAGGAUUCUUUUGAAGUCCAAUUUUGAUUAUUUGCAGUACAGUAUGUAACCGAUUGGCACAUGUGUCUGUAAAUAGCUUCUUCAUAGUUUUGAAGUCAGUUUAAUUGUGAAUUUAAUGGGUUAAUACAUGUUCUUACCGAAGUAAUAAUUUCAUUUUUGUUAUCAAUCAAAAUCUCAAGGGAAUGUCAGAAAACCAGAUUUACAUUAGCCAGGGUUUUUCAGUUUAGUGUAA